Molecule: messenger RNA, 2891 nt
Organism: Rhodofomes roseus
Lineage: Eukaryota; Fungi; Basidiomycota; Agaricomycetes; Polyporales; Fomitopsidaceae
Exons: 4
Coding region: 439-2658 (739 amino acids)
Source: RefSeq, a predicted model, not a curated record
GUUUAUGGUGCACGUGGCUUACAUAAUGAGUACCUUCUCCUACGUAUACUCCGCCCAAACUCCGCCUUUAGUUACUUAGCAUAGUCAUCCGAAUUCAUUCAAGUUUCGUUCCUCGUUCCUCCUGCUGUCCGAUGUCAAUCAUCAAGUACAGUGUGAAAUGUCGUACCCGACACCGACAGAGCAGAAGAUGCACGAACACUUAGGCGAUACUUGGCAUUUGAAAGACAAAAGACUACGCGGCGCUUCCAUGAGUGGGUUGUCCAACGUCAUUUUGGACUGCUUCUGAGGAUUGUUAUCACGCCGAUCGUGAUAGCAACCACUUAAGGGUGGCCGAUGCUUCUGUUGUGGCCAUGGCCUCGUGUCGCUCCAGAUUUGCUAUAAAGGUUCGCCCCGCGUCCCAACUCGUCUACGUCUACGCUGUCCUGUUCUACCACAACCAUGUCCGGCGACAGCGACAAAGAGCGCGAAGAUCGCUUCCACUAUUCCAACCGUCGCCGCAAGGUCACCCGCCAAUGGCUGCGCGAACCUGACGGCGAACCGCUCCCGCGCCCGCCGCCCGUUGGGACGCGUGCUCCGAACGGGCUCAUCUGGGGACACACCUGCGAGGACCUCAUGUGGAUCCAGCGCAUCCCGAAGGUGGACGUGCUCACCGUCUGGUCGCGCAGCAUGAUCAAGGAGUUCGGCGAGAACUACGACGAGGCCGAGUUCGACGCGCCCGAGCCGCGCCCGCGCGUGCGCCGCCCGUGGCCCGUGCUGCGCCUCCCGGACACCGUGUUCGACAAGAACGUACCGCCCGUUGGCGCGUACGACGAGGGCUCGGACCACGAGGAUGAUUCCGGGUCGGACGUGCGCUGGUGGCGUGUGCGUGUGGACGACCCCAAGACGGGCAAGGCGAUGAAGGACAAGAUCGUCGAUCGCGUCGUAAUCGAAGACAUGGACGACGUGUUCGUGCCUAACGACGGGGACAAGCCUGUCAUCUCUCCGCUGGGCCAUCCAUACGCUGCGCUGUGGAAGCAGGAGUUCCGCAAGCUGUACGCGGCUGCUGGACCGACAGAGCUGCGUACUCGAUUCACAGUCAUCGGGCGACACGGUAAUAAGAACGGCCGCUGUGAGCUGGCCGAUGGCACGGGGCUCAUGGCGGUCAUCAUGGGAGAGUAUGACGACGACGAGGAUUCUGAGCCCGGGCUGCUUAUUAUCGACAGUAAUCGCCUAGUGCACAUUCGUCAUGAUCCGAGCCCAGUGAUCUUCCUCAACAAGGCGAAGAAUGCCAGAACCGAUGGCGAGGAGCAGGCCGCCGGUAGGGAAACACGGGAGUGUGACGGAGACAAGCCCGGAGGUCCGUUGGAGGAUACGAAGGAAAGUGCAGGCGGCGCAGCCGAAGAUCAGGACGUUGACGUGCCUAUGCAUGUCGCGACUGAUUCAAGCGAUGGUGACAGCGAGUCUCUUUCUCGACCGCCGUCAGAAUCGGUGCAUCCAGACGCAGAGGAGGAAGAGCAUGAUAUCGCGGGGUCAAGCCGACCACGACUGGCGGACACUGAGUCCUUGGAGGACAGCAAACCGCGCUUCGCUGUAUCCAGUCCGGAUAGUGACGAACACAAGGCUUUCGAGCCAUCCGGGCUGUUAACCGAGGGUGAAGACACAGUAGUCGAAGAAACUCUUCCUCCGGAUGAAGGCGAUGAGGCUGUUGCGGAGGAGACUCCAGCAGAGGCUUCAAAAGACUACAUGAACGACGAUGGCCGUUUCAAGGAGGAUAUCAUAGCCGACCUGCCGAAGCUGGAGGAAUUCAUUCCCGAGGAGUAUUUUCCGGACGCACUUCUUGUCCAUCGCGUCAAUCAUGAGCCCCGGAAGUACAAGCGCGUCUUGCCGAAGUUCGAGCGGGAUGACAUUGAGGAUGAACCAGAACGUCUCGGUACACUCUAUUUGAACGGCCCCAAACUCGGCGAGGGGCACCACUCAUAUGUGCGGCGCGCGCCCCUGAAGCUGCCCCCGCCGCUCAGCGCGUACGGCAAGCACCGGAUGGUGACUGUCGCUGCGAAGACGUCGUUCGUCCAUGUCUCCGCGCGCAAGUUCUUGCGGCACGAGGCGGAGAUCUUCAGCCUGUUCCCGCGGCACCUGCAAGAAGAGUACUGCGGCUACAACCUCGUCACGCCCAUCAAACACCCCGUUCCCGUGGGCGCCAUUGUGCCUAAGUUUUACGGGUACUAUGUUCCUGUGGAGAGCGACGGCUCGGCCCCGGACCGCAAGUAUGAGGACCACAAAGACGAUGACACGUCUCAAGGCAAAGGGACGAGCCCGAUUCUGCUGAUGGAAGAGUGCGGCGAGCCUGUCGUGCCGCAAAAGUUCAGCAUCGACGACAGAUCGGAGUGCUACUCCCUCAUGGCCCGUCUGCAACUCGCGGAGUUUCUCCAGGGCUCGAUGUAUGUGCGCAACAUCCUGUGGCAACCUGGUCCGCUGUGGAAGCCGCCGCAGGAACGCUCGCGGGAGACCCCGAGCUUCCGCAUCAUCGAUUUUGGGCGCGCCCUGCACUGGGAAGAGUACGUCAGCAAAGAGGAAGACGAGAAGAAGAGGGAAAGCAAGGCUAAGGAGUGGAAGGACCAAGCGAGCUAUGACCAGACUAGGAUCGAACGUGAAUUGCUCAUCAAGUUUUGGGAUUACUGAAACCAAUCAUCUUGCGCCGUCGGCGUGCUCUCCAAGUCUGGAUGCUGUGGCUUUGCUGUGACUCUCGUGUUGUACAAUACUUUGUUGUCGAUUGUAUAGUAUCUGUUGUUAACUAUUGUGUUCACGUCUUAUCCCUACAAUCAUCUGUCGCUUGCUAGUACGCUGGAGUCAUGAAUAACCACCUCUACUAAUACUACCGCUUUGUCCUGGACUGGACAGGAGCAUGCCCGCUG